AUGAAUGAAUUUGAGAUGUCGGAUAUGGGUUUAUUACAUUAUUUUAUUGGCCUUGAAGUCCAUCAAGAUGAAGAUGGAAUAUUUCUGUCACAAAGUAAAUAUGCCAUGGACUUUCUCAUUAAAUUUGGUUUACUUAAUUGCAAGCCUGCAGCUACACCUAUGAAUGUUGGUGAGAAAUUACAGCUUAAUAACAGAGCACAAAUCGAUUAUGCUAGAAGUUUCAGAAGCCUGGUUGGAGUUUUGAUUUACCUAACCCACACUUGCUUCGAUAUUGCAUUCUCCAUUAGUGUUAUUUCCAGGUUUAUGCAGCAACCUUCAAAGGUUCAUUUUGGAGCAGCAAAAAAGGUUUUGUGUUAUAUCGCCGGAACUAAGGACUAUGAGAUUUGGUACUCACAUGUUUCCAAUUUUAGAUUAUGUGGGUUCAUUGAUAGUGACUAUGUUGGUUCGUUGAAUGAUAUACGGAGCAUUUCAACUUAUUUUUUCACUCUAGGUUCAGGUGUGGUGACUUGGACUUCAAAGAAGCAAGCUACAACAACGUUAUCAACCUCAGAAAUCAAGUAUAUUUCAGCAACUUCAGCAGUUUGUUAA
Molecule: messenger RNA, 588 nt
Organism: Capsicum annuum
Lineage: Eukaryota; Viridiplantae; Streptophyta; Magnoliopsida; Solanales; Solanaceae
Exons: 1
Coding region: 1-588 (195 amino acids)
Source: RefSeq, a predicted model, not a curated record